This is a messenger RNA of Aspergillus tanneri, 381 nucleotides long. RefSeq lists its product as uncharacterized. Bases 1 to 381 code for a protein of 126 amino acids. The record is from RefSeq and is a predicted model, not a curated record. Lineage: Eukaryota; Fungi; Ascomycota; Eurotiomycetes; Eurotiales; Aspergillaceae. The transcript is spliced from 2 exons.
AUGGCCUAUGCCCCCAUGGUCCCUUUCCGCAGACCAGCAAAUCUGCGGUAUCCUCACCAGAGCAAAGGCAGCUCGCCUUGCCAGAGAGUGCAACAGCUUUGGCUAUUCUCUCAGAGACUGCUACCCGACUGGUAUGGAUUCUUCACUGCACGACCGGACGUGCUCGACACCGUGGCUGCUCUGGAAGACAUCCCCUAUGCCUUCGAUGAACUGCAGGCCGAUGGGAUCACCCUCUUUACUCACUACCGCGAGGGUAACCACGACUUAGGUCUUCCUGCUAUCAAGCCAAUCUGGGAAGAACUUCAUCGUCAGAGCGGUUGUUUAAUCCGCCCUACGCACCCGGCCGACACCACCACCCCUGUUAAUAAAAUGCUACCGUAG